CGGCAAUGUGGGUUUUAACUUGAAUAGGAGAAAAAUCAAUCGCUGCCAGCCUCCCGUCUCCGUAACCAAGGCGACGCGUAAACAGUGGGGAGACGUCGCGGCGGCCGAUGCACGUCCCGUUCUCGUUUUGACGGCUUUGUUUUGGAUAUUUUCACGUAAUUUGUGUUUAUUUUAAUUGCAACUGGAUGUAAAUAAUGGCUGAGGAAGGAGUGGCAACUGUGGGGGCAGCUGAAAAAGUGAUACACACUUAUCCGCUUAUAAGGCAUUCGGACAUGUCGGAAGAGAUGAGAGUGGAGGCCAUGGAGCUGUCCGUGACAGCGUGCGAGAAGUACUCCCAGAACAACGAGCUGGCGGCGCGGAUGGUCAAGGAAUCUAUGGACAAGAAGUUCGGCCCGGCGUUCCACGUGGUCGUCGGCGAAAGCUACGGCUUCGAAAUCACGUACGAGUGUACGACCAUUUGUUACAUGUAUUUCGGCGGUAACCAAGCGAUCUGCAUAUGGAAGUGUUCUUGAAGACGCACCUACCUAUACCUAUUGUGUAAAAUGAGACUGGAGAAUUACCUAUUGGUGUUUGGUCGGAUUGGUUAUGCGCUGUGAACAGGGUUGGCAAUCGAUGCAGUGUUUUGACUAAAGUAGAUACAUAGCAAUAGCACCAGAUAUAUUUUUGAAAAAUAUCGAGAAGCCUUAAUAGCGAUAAAAAAACAAAUGUUUUAAAAUAAACUUUUACAAGCCUUUGUUUUUACUUUAAAGCGGUAUUUAGAUACAUUACGAAAUUAGUGGCACGAUAUUAGUUUCACGACAUUAAUUUCGUCGUCAA
Messenger RNA from Maniola jurtina (meadow brown), 816 nucleotides. Its product is annotated as dynein axonemal light chain 4. The record is from RefSeq and is a predicted model, not a curated record. The transcript is spliced from 2 exons. Gene Ontology annotation, molecular function: dynein intermediate chain binding; dynein light intermediate chain binding. Bases 195 to 512 code for a protein of 105 amino acids. Gene Ontology annotation, cellular component: dynein complex. Gene Ontology annotation, biological process: microtubule-based process. NCBI's taxonomy places the organism in Eukaryota, Metazoa, Arthropoda, Insecta, Lepidoptera, Nymphalidae.